Messenger RNA from Entamoeba dispar SAW760, 735 nucleotides. RefSeq lists its product as uncharacterized. Gene Ontology annotation, molecular function: chromatin binding. Gene Ontology annotation, biological process: mitotic chromosome condensation. The transcript has a single exon. NCBI's taxonomy places the organism in Eukaryota, Evosea, Mastigamoebida, Endamoebidae. The annotation marks the transcript as partial. The record is from RefSeq and is a predicted model, not a curated record. Gene Ontology annotation, cellular component: condensin complex.
AUGAAAAAGAACAAUAUCAGUGAACUGUAUGCACAAUGUAUUCAAUUAUGUAAUACAAAUAAAGUAAAUAAAAAAAAUGCAUGGGACGUUCCUAUUAUUGAUUUAAUGCAAGAUAUAAUUAAUGAAAAUAAUGAUAAAAGUAAAUUCCAAAUGGCAAGCACUUCUAUAGAUGCUUCUUUAAUGAUUUAUUCUUAUAGAGUUGAUGAUAUUUAUCAAGCUUUUGCUAAUUUUGCUGAAUUAAUCACUACAAAUCAACUAGAUAAAGAAGUCAAUGAUCAAACUCAACAAACUGAAUAUAAAGAUAAAACUCUUCAUAUAAGAAAAACCAGAAAAGUCAAAUUACAAACACUUGAGAAAUGUCCAUCAAAUUUAAUUAAUAAAUCUUCAACAAAAUUAUAUCAAAACGAUUUAUUGUUCAAAGUGUAUCUUCAAAAAUAUAAUACUCAUUUUUUAUCGUUAAUUGGUGAUCAUGCCUCAUUUAUUGGUGAUUGGAAUCAAUUUAUUGAUAUCACUUCUUAUGUUCAAGAUGAUUCAUCUACUGAAAUACCUUGUAAUCUCAAUUUUGAUAAAAUUCAACAUCAUCAUAUAACUUCACAACAUUCUCAACAACCACAACACCAACAAUAUGACUUUACUGAAUUAGAUGAUUUAUGUAGUGAGGAUAAACAAAAACCAAUUCUUGGAAUACCUGUUACAACACCUGGAUAUUCUUAUUACAACAAGUUAUUAUUUAAA